UCUUUCCAGCUCUAAUUUAUUGUUUACUUUUCGCGCAGUGGAACCGGGCCGGCGCUCGAAUUUUUUUGUAUUAUUUUUUCCGCACUACCCCCCGCACCAGGCGCGCGCUGGAAGCGAUACGAAAUUUUUGCGCCAAAUUGUUUGGUGUGAAAAAAAGGGUUCAAUAAAUGAACUGUCCCAGUGCGGUGUUCUGAACGGAAAAUGUAUCGAAAAUGAAAGAAAAGAAACCGCGAAGAGAGCGACGAAAGAAGUGCGUGCGGCGAAAAGAGAGCGAAAAGUGCCAAAAAUAAAAUAAACAGGCCCGGCGGCAAGAGCACUUGUUGGAAUCCAAAAAGAAGGCGAGCGAAGAUCAAGGAAAGGCAGGAAAAAACCAGAAGGAGAAGCAGCCACCGAAGCGGAACCAAAAAGGAGGAGAAGCAACAGAAGCAGCAACAAGUGCCAUAAGAAGCAGCGAAAAUGUGCAUAUGACAAUUGGCUUAAACUCUCCUCUGCACACCAGUUUCUCCGCUCUCUCUCUCUCUCUCUUUUGCUCCUCCUCGCACACGCAUCACUCACCCAUCCCCUCUCUGCAUCUUCAUCUCCUUUCCAUUGCCAUUGCCAUAGCCACUACCAGCUCCCUUUCGAUAUCCUCUACACACACAAGCACAUAUCUACAUCUGGAAGGAGGAGAGGCAAGAGGAGGUGGGAAACAUGCGGAGACCAGUCGCCGUGCUGAGCCGGAAACAACACUUCUUCGUCGGCCUGCUCCUGGGCCUCCUGCUCAGCUGCUAUAUCCCGGACGUGUUGAAGCUGGUCCAGCAGGAGGAGUGUCCACAGGAGGCCGCUGAGGAUCUGCUGAUUGAGCGCUUUGGCCAGGACUUUGAGCCCCAUCUGAACCUCAUCAAUAAGCCGCUGGAGGCCAAGAAGCAGGUAAAGAAUGUGAUUCGACCCCGAUACUACUCCUCAGAGCUGGGCAUCCGCGAGAAGAUCUUCAUUGGGGUGAUGACCUCGCAGGAGCACAUCAACACCUUUGCCACUGCCUUCAAUCGCACCACCGCCCACCUGGUGAACAAGAUCAAGUUCUUCAUCUACGCGGACAGCGUCAAGACCAACUACAAGCUGAAGAACAUUGUCGGCUUCACGGACACCCAGGAGAGUCGGCGUCCCUUCCAUGUGGUCAAGUACAUAGCCGACAAUUACCUGGAUGAGUAUGACUACUUCCUGCUGGUCCCGGACAAUGUCUACGUGGAUGCCCGCAAGCUGACCAAGCUCCUCUACCACAUGAGCAUCACGUUUGAUCUGUAUAUGGGUGGUGCCCGUAUCGGUCUGACUGCUCGUUCAAAUGAACCAGCACCUGGUGAGGAUUUGGAUCCGGAUCAGGAUCAGGUGCCACCUGGUGUCAGUGAUCGCAACUACUGCUCCUUGGAGGCCGGCAUUCUGCUCAGCAGCAGUGUUAUCCGCAAGAUGCGCAACAAUCUGGAACGCUGCGUCCGGAUCGGGAGCACUGGCGACCACAGCGUCAACAUAGGGCGGUGCGUCAAGUAUGCCAGUCGGGUUGCCGGCUGCCAGGAGAGUUUUCAAGGAAUGCGGCAGUAUAGCUAUGCCCUGGAUGCUCCAGGACGACGACAUCGAGACUUUAGCGAUCUGGCCAAGGAGGAGGCCUUCCGCAAUGCCAGCACCGUGUAUCCCGUUCAGACGCCCGAAGACUUUUAUCGCCUGCACGCCUACUACUCCAAGCAUCACCUGGAGCUGGUGCAGGAGCGCGGCUAUGCGCUGGAACAAAAAUCAUAUCGCAUUGCCAAUGGCAGCAUUUCAAACAAGAUCCUCGAGAUCCGGUGGCCGCUGGGUGUGCCGCCGCCAAGUGCGCCGGAGACGCGACACGACAUCCUCACAUGGCAACUCCUAAACGCCACGCACAGCUUCCUGCCGCACGGCAAUGCCGAGCAUGCGGUGGCCCCCCUCUCACGUAUCGAGGCCUUGGACUUUGCCAAGGUCCUGGAGAUUGCCCUGCAGUAUGCGGCCCUCAAGCAUCCCCGAUUAAGCUAUCACAGCCUGCACAGUGCCUACAAGAAAUUCGAUGCCACCCGCGGCAUGGACUAUCAGUUGCAUCUCAGCCUGGUGGAGGGAUCCGGUCGCAGUCGCCGGCAGUUGGUCAAGAGCUUUGAUGUGGUCAAGCCCCUGGGCCGUGUUGAAGUGGUGCCCUCGCCCUAUGUCACGGAGAGCACACGGAUUGCCAUGCUAAUGCCGGCGUUCGAGCAUCAGGUGCCCGAUGCCUUGGAUUUUGUGGAGCAGUACGAGCGGAUUUGUAUGCAGAACCAGGACAACACCUUCCUGCUGCAGAUCUUCCUGUAUCGUCUGGAAUCGCCCAGCAAGGGCGACGAGGAUCCCUUCAAGGCUUUGAAAACUCUGGCUUUGGAUCUCUCCUCCAAAUACAAAACGGAUGGUUCGCGGAUAGCCUGGGUGUCCAUCCGUCUGCCGGAGCAGCUGAGCGAUCCGGUAGAUCCGCAGGCCUGGCUCCUGCACGCCUCCAUGUACGGGCCGCGGCAGCUGCUCAGCUUGGUGGUGGCCGACCUGGCCCUGCCCAAGCUGGGACUUGAGUCCCUGGUGCUGCUGGCCACACCGGGCAUGGGCUUCAAGGCGGACUUCCUCAACCGGGUGCGCAUGAACACAAUCCAGGGCUUCCAGGUGUAUGCGCCCAUUGGCUUCCAGAUGUAUCCGUGCCGCUGGGCGCAGUUUUGCCGGGAGUGCGACACCUGCGACGUGAGCCAGAGCAGCGGUUACUUUGAUCGCAGGAAUCACGAUGUGAUAGCUUUUUACAGCCGGGACUAUGUGCAGGCCCGUAAGCUGUUACAUCCGCAGGGCCUGCCCAUCAUCCGCAGCGAUUUGGACAUUGAUCAGCUGCUGCUGCCGCCGUCUACAGGUGAGGCUGCACCGCGACCCGCUGGGGUGGAAAGCAUCCUGGACAUGUUUGUGGCGGCCCAGCAUUCGGUGCAUAUAUUGCGCGGCGUAGAGCCAAAUCUGCGCUUUGGCCAGAAUGUGCGCAACCAUUUGGCGCGGGGCGGUUCCCUGCCAGCGGACAGCGGUCUUCCAGAGCGCUGUGGCAGGGAGCAGUGCAUCCACUUGGCGUCGCGCAAGCAGAUUGGCGAUGCCAUCAUACGCUACGAGGAUAAAAGUAUUCUUCACAAAUAGCACACACAGCUACAGCUUCAGCUCUAGUUCCAGCGCCUGCCUGUAAUAUCAUCAGUUCCUUUUUUUUUAAACUUACACAUAGAUUUCCAGGUGUGACUGACUGAAUGCCUCGCGCGCGUGUGUGUGUGUGUGUGUGUGUGUGUGUGUGCCUGAGAGUGUGAUAAGGAUAAUAAAAUUAAUAAGAUGCUUAAAGUAAGCUCUAGUAUAGCUUUGCCGUUAGGCAUCUUAUUCAUUCGAUUGCCUUUAGUCUGUUUGUGUCUAGAUCUAGAUCUUAUACAGGACUUGUGUUAGCUCCUUGAAACAAAUAAAAAUAAAUAAAUAAUAAUAAGCCCCCCCUGAGCAUCCUGUAGCAGACCUAUCUCAAACCGAAACUUAGAGUUUAGACCUAGGCAAUUCCUGUUGUUGCUUGCUUUUAAAAGUGAAACAUUCAAUGCUCAAAAUGGUGUAAUGUAAAUACUUAUCUUUAACUUUACGACUACGAUUCCCCUACUGAAACCCCAAAAUAAUAAUUAAUUAAUUAAGCUAAGUGCUAGCCAGAGAGAGAGAACAGAUGCCGCCUUGCCUCAAAAGUGUGUGUGUGUCUAGAUUUAAGGAGAUUAACAUACUUGCCCAGAGUAUCCUAAACCUAGAAGAGACUUGACAUUGCACUUUAUUUCCUGGGGAGCUAACUUUUAAGACGACAAAAGCUUACUUGUUCCUUAAAGGAAACCCUUUCUAAAUGAUAUUACCGGUUUCGCUCACUUGUCUUUUAUAUAAUAUAUGCCUCUGAUACCAUUUUAGCAUCGAAUAGGAUUAUUUCUGCCUUAAAUCCGUUUAAUUUAUUGCUACAGUUAACCCUCUAGUGCCACUUUCCACUAUAAUGGAAAUGAAAUCAUUGUUUUAAUAUUGAUUUUAUUAUUAUUUAUAUUAUUUUUGAAAUUGUGAAUAAUGUAAUAAGGGCCUCAAGGCAUUUUUAAGGCCUAGAGGGUUAAUUUCCCCCAAAAGAAACCAUUUUUUUACUUUUAGUUGUUAGUUUAGAAUUACUGUACGUUUAGGAAUAUUAUUGUUGUUAUUGCAGAAUACAAAAUAAUACAAAAAAUUGUGUACAAUAAAUGUAGAUAUUAUCCUUA
Drosophila kikkawai is the source of this 4277-nucleotide messenger RNA. RefSeq names its product Chondroitin polymerizing factor (gene Chpf). Gene Ontology annotation, molecular function: glucuronosyl-N-acetylgalactosaminyl-proteoglycan 4-beta-N-acetylgalactosaminyltransferase activity. Lineage: Eukaryota; Metazoa; Arthropoda; Insecta; Diptera; Drosophilidae. Gene Ontology annotation, cellular component: Golgi cisterna membrane. The record is from RefSeq and is a predicted model, not a curated record.